Messenger RNA from Ictalurus furcatus (blue catfish), 790 nucleotides. RefSeq names its product myc target 1b (gene myct1b). The transcript is spliced from 2 exons. Bases 201 to 782 code for a protein of 193 amino acids. Gene Ontology annotation, cellular component: nucleoplasm. The record is from RefSeq and is a predicted model, not a curated record. Lineage: Eukaryota; Metazoa; Chordata; Actinopteri; Siluriformes; Ictaluridae.
AGCUCUGUUCCUCUGGUCUUCUGUCCCACACAGAUAAGCCAAGGAUUUGCUAAUUUUAUAAGUAGGCAGGAAGAAUGACGACAAAGUUUCCGUCUCUGCAAACAAAAAAUGAAGCAGCCUGCCUGAGAAAAAGUGUUUCUGAGUGCUAUCCUUCUCUCGGAUUUGACCGCAUGUGAUUUGCCUUUCUGUUCAUUUGCACCAUGGCCGCAAAUGAAAACGAUGCCAUUUUGGAAAUAUUAAAAACAUUCGAUAUUGAGGAGCUGAUCCUGGCUUUCUGCUUAUCAAUGCUUAUUGGUCUGCUGAUUGGAAUCCUAAUUUUCAUCCUCCUAACAUGGAUCUCCAGACACAGAGCUUCAGUGAGGAUUAGCACACGUCCCAAUCAAUCAUCUGGAGCUGCUGGAUUACGCAACCUCCAGGGCCAGCUGGGCAGCUACAGGAGUAAUGACUUCAAUCUGAACAGUGACAGCACAAGCAGAGCCGGGUUAACCCUUCAGAGACAGACAUCUGUUGACCCUAAUGAACUGCUCGGACGCAGCCCCAGUUUUCAAGCAUCCACCUUUCGACCACCGCGGAAAAAGGGCAGUGAUGAAAAGGAAGAUGAGAAUCAAAGAGCUUUGCUUCAUGACACCACUGCCAUUGACUCUGUGACAGAUCCUUAUAAUAUGGCCCAAUCAGAAUCAUUCUGGUUAGGGAAAGGCAGUCUGAGAGGCUUCCUUCCUACACAGACUCCUCCACCUGCAUAUGACAGUGUUAUUCAUAUCUUUCAAGAAACUCACACCUGAUUUCAUAU